UGGGCUUCUUUCUGUUCUUCGUUUUCAUUCGAAGCUCUUAAUUUGAAACCAGGAAUUCCAGUUAAGGUUUUGGGCUUGGUCUUGAAAGCUCCUUGUUACAUCUCCUGGGCUAGCGAUGCUCUUAGGAGUUUGCCGCGUACCCUGUUCAUCAUCGUUUGUUGUCGUGUUGAUUUCCGUUUCUGGGUUGUCAAAAGUAAGCGCGCGCGGCAUUUAUUGCUUGCCUAAGUAUCUCUUUCUCUGUUUGUUUGUUCAGGGGAAGUGAUAGGAGGGUGACUUACGUUUCGCCAAGUUCAGGGUUUAUGUGUAUCUGGGUUUUUGUGAAUCUAGACGAAGUCACUGGGUAAGAAAGGAAGCUUUGUAGGCAGAGAUUUAUUAGCUUGUUCUGAGCAGCAAUAUAGCGUAGAUGGUUUGCCGCUAUGCUCCAAUGGAGGGAAGAGUCGGUGGUGUUUGUGGUUCUGCCAAUGCGCUGGAUUGUAAUCUUGUGAACAGGCUCAAAAUUGAUGAUGGGGACGAUGGGGACGAUGGGCAGAAUUUCACGGGUGCUAUGCUGUCGUCGUCUGAUCUGAAUCUAGCUAGAGUAGCUCCGUCUUUGAGAGUGGUCAGCUUGGAAAAGGAGCCAGUUGAGGACUGCGAUUUCAGCGACGUGGUUCUCAAGUACAUCAGUGAGAUUCUUAUGGAAGAAGAUGUGGAAGAGAAGACUUGCAUGUUCCAAGAAUCCGCAGCUCUUCAGGCUGCCGAGAAGUCCUUCUACGAGGUCAUCGGUGAAAAGUAUCCCCCUUCACUGGAUAGCCACCUGAUAUCUUGUACUGAUAUGAAUCAUGAUAGUCCUGCCAAUCUUUCUACCGUCAAUUCUGGCGACCAACGCAAUUCGUAUGGGUACUUGGUAGAGCCAGGAUGGAGCCGUGACUUGGGUGAGCCCAGGGUCUCUAUUACUUCUUCUGUUUCGAGUUCCUAUACUUCAGUUAGCUCCCCAUAUAGUAGCAAUAGUACUAUUACGGAUGGGUUUGCUGAUUCUCCUGUGAGUAUCCUUAGGUUGCCCGAAGUUCUAAGUGAAAAAGAAUCAGCAUUUCAUUUCAAGAAAGGCGUUGAGGAGGCUAGUAAGUUUCUUCCAGACAGCAGUUUUCUGUUUGCCGAUUUCGAGAAAAAUAGCUUGUCUUUUAAGAUACCAGAGAAGGAUGCCAUGAGUACUGUCCCAAAGGUGGAGAAGACUAUGGGGAACGGACACUCGGAUAAAUCUAGGGGAAAGAAGAAUCCUCACUCUGAGGAUGUAUGGUUGGAGGAAUCAAGAAGUCACAAGCAUUCAUCCCUUUCUACUGAAUCAACUGUGAGUUCCGAUAUGUUUGACGUGGUAUUGCUUAGCUGUGGAAAAGAUGAUCCACUUCGUCAAGAGUUGCAAAGUGUGCAGCAGAGCGGACCAACAAAAGGGUCGAACGGGAAAAAGGGCCGAGUUAAGAAGCAGGGACGGAAAAAAGACAUGGUUGAUCUGAGAACGCUCCUGACUCUCUGUGCGCAGUCUGUCGCAGUAGAUGACAAUAGAAGUGCAAACGAGAUGCUCAAACAGAUAAGACAGCACUCAUCUCCUACUGGUGAUGGAAUGCAAAGGAUGGCACACUACUUUGCUAAUGGUCUGGAGGCACGCUUAGCUGGUUCCGGAACUCGGAUUUACACUGGCCUCAUGUCUAAACCGACAUCAGCUGCCUCUGUCUUGAAAGCUUAUCACCUAUACCUUGCUGCAUGUCCAUUCAGGAAGAUCUCAAACUUCUUCUCAAACAAGACGAUAAUGAAUGUAGCCGAUAAUGCAACCAGUCUGCACAUUAUUGAUUUUGGCAUCCUCUACGGUUUCCAAUGGCCUUGCCUCAUAAAACGUCUCUCAUCACGACCUGGUGGACCUCCUAAGAUUCGGAUAACUGGGAUUGAUCUUCCGCAGCCGGGAUUCAAGCCAGCUGAAAGGGUGGAGGAGACAGGGCGCCGCCUGAAGAACUAUGCGAAGACUUUUGGCGUGCCAUUUGAGUUCAAUGCUAUAGCACAGAGGUGGGACACCAUCCAACUGGAGGAUCUUAGGAUUGAUAAGGAUGAGGUUCUUGUGGUGAACUGUAUGUACAGAUUAAGGAACCUACUCGAUGAGACGGUGGUGACUGAGAGUCCUAGAGAUAUUGUUUUGAAUCUAAUGAGGAGGAUGAAUCCGGCGGUCUUUAUUCUUGGUGUUAUGAAUGGGGCCUAUAGUGCCCCCUUCUUUAUCUCCCGGUUUCGAGAGGCUCUCUUUCACUACUCUACUAUCUUUGAUGCUCUUGAGACGACUGUUCCCCGUGACAUUCCAGAGAGGAUGCUGAUUGAGAAAGAGAUAUUUGGAUGGGAAGCCAUGAAUGUCAUUGCAUGCGAAGGCUCAGAGAGGAUUGAAAGGCCAGAGACCUACAAACAGUGGCAGGUGCGGAUCAUGAGGGCAGGGUUUACACCGCUUCCAUUAAAUGAGGAGAUCACAGAGAUGGCAAAGGACAGAGUCAAAUCUUACUACCAUAAGGACUUUGACAUCGAUGAAGAUGGUCAGUGGCUUCCGGUUGGAUGGAAGGGGCGAAUUGUUCAUGCACUCUCAACUUGGGUACCUUCCACCAAAACGUAUUCACCCAAGGCAUGAAGAUGAUAGAACAAGUUUUUCUCGUGGUGGGCAGAAACAUGUUCAGACAGCGCUAGGUAACGCGGCGACUUGCUUAUCAUCAGAUAAAGAACAGAAAUAGGUGAAUAAUGGAGUGUACUGUUUAUAUGUUCUUCGUUAGGAGGGACCCUCAUAGGUUACUGGACAUACGCUGGAAGAUACCUGGGCUGCACUUGCAUCAGCAGAUUUAUGGCUGUGAUUUUUAGAUAGUUCUCUUUAUGUUAUAUAUUGAUUCCAAUAAGUUGUGAAGAUGUGCUAAUUGUUAAGAGUGCAGACCAUUCAUUGAACGAUUAAAUAUGCAUUCUUUGAUUA
Messenger RNA from Rhodamnia argentea, 2962 nucleotides. RefSeq names its product scarecrow-like protein 14. The transcript has 3 exons. The record is from RefSeq and is a predicted model, not a curated record. The coding region runs from base 404 to 2632 and encodes 742 amino acids. Lineage: Eukaryota; Viridiplantae; Streptophyta; Magnoliopsida; Myrtales; Myrtaceae. Gene Ontology annotation, cellular component: nucleus. Gene Ontology annotation, molecular function: DNA-binding transcription factor activity; sequence-specific DNA binding. Gene Ontology annotation, biological process: regulation of DNA-templated transcription.